Messenger RNA from Acaulospora morrowiae, 440 nucleotides. NCBI's taxonomy places the organism in Eukaryota, Fungi, Glomeromycota, Glomeromycetes, Diversisporales, Acaulosporaceae. The record is from the annotation of a GenBank genome assembly.
AAAUCUCUUUAAAACUUGAAGAAUCUAAGGAUGAGAAAAUAACCGAGGCAAUCAAGAUAGUUGAUGAACAAAUUUUAACUUCUAACUUGGUUGAAUCGUUUGCCGAAUUAUUAAUCACGGAUUUAAUCAGUUUAACGAAGGAAGAUUUGGAAAUGUGGGAGGAUGAUCCUGAAGGAUGGAUCAACUAUGACGAAACCGAUCAUUGGGAGUACCAGCUGAGGCCUUGUGCCGAGAAAGUUUUCAUAGAAUUGUUAACUCAAUAUCGCAAUUCCUUAUCAGUGAAAAUUGCCAAGUUAUUAGAAAAUUUUGCAUCUCGUAAGCGUCUAUUGUGUUUGGAUAUUGUGUUGAAAUUUAUAGUUAGUGAUGAAAAAUCUAUUCACGACGGUCUUAAUAGGCCUUCGUGGUCAAUGAUUAAGACGCCAAAAUCUGGCACUUUCUGA